Messenger RNA from Caenorhabditis angaria, 1204 nucleotides. Lineage: Eukaryota; Metazoa; Nematoda; Chromadorea; Rhabditida; Rhabditidae. The record is from the annotation of a GenBank genome assembly.
AUGCGAUUUUAUUGGGUUGUUCUGCUGGUGGUUACUGUAGUUUUGAUCAGUUUGGCAGAGGCCAAGAAGCAAAAGUGAGUUACGGGGGGUACUGUAGGUCUUCGAGAGUACUGUAGGGUUACUUGAGUACAGUACUACCUUCUUGGGAACUGCGCGGGUUACCGUAGUCUAAAUUAGAAAGUUCACGAGACUACAGUACACCUUGCAGUCUAGAUGGACGCUUGAACUGCAAGAUAUACUGUAGCCGUAAAAAUUCACGGUACAGUACCCUUUGCAGUUCGGCUUCUAGUUUUUCACUUACCAUAUUUUUUGUAGUUCGAGAUACAGUAACCCUCGCAGACUGGCCACAUUUGCUUCAAAUGUAGCCGAACUGCAAAGAGUACUGUAGCUCAAAUAGUGAAAAAUUAGGGCUAGAGUAUACCUUGCAGUUCGGAAAGCACUAAAAUGCAAAUCUGUAACCGAACUGCAAAGGGUACUGUAACUCAAAUAGUGAAAAAUUGAGGCUACAGUAUACUUUGCAGUUCGGAAUGGCUUCAGUGUUGAAAAUUCGAGUACAGUAACCCUUGCAGUUCGGAAUAUCACUGAUUUUUCAAAAUCUCCAGAUUUCUCAAAACGAGCCUCUCAAAGCUAAAAAGAUUACUGUAACCGAACUGCAAAGAGUACUGUAACUCGAAUCUUUUUUGAAAUGUACUACAGUAUACCUUGUAGUUCGAAAUAUUCAAGUACAGUAGCGCUUGCAGUCUGGAUCAUAAGUAACUCGAACUGCAAGCUAUACUGUAGCUGUCUCACAGUGAAAUCCAUUUGCAGAGUUACAGUAACCCUUGCAGUUCGGAAAAAUUCCAAAUUUUCCAGAUCCGCUGCCAAAACCAUCCCAGCUUCUUCAGUUCCCCAACCCUCCUCCCCAAAACAACAAACGCAAUACGAUCAAUGCAAAAUCCAGUGCAAAACCCAACGCGAAUUCAUCGGCAAACAAGAAUUGGUGGAACAAUUGAGAAGAGAGCUGGAGUUGGCCGAGAAUUUGCUCGAGACCCGAAAAGCCAAUCUUCCCGAUGAAUUUCAGAAUUCUACUGAAACAUCCACGACUUCGAGCCCAGAAAAUGCGAGGAAAAUCUCGAGAUAUGAUCAUUUGAAGGCGGCUGCUUCGAAAAUCGUCGAAUCUGGAAGUGAGCUGAAACAAGCGGUGACUGGAGAUAAUUCGAACUGA